This is a messenger RNA of Capronia coronata CBS 617.96, 894 nucleotides long. RefSeq lists its product as uncharacterized. The transcript has 3 exons. Gene Ontology annotation, biological process: GPI anchor biosynthetic process. Gene Ontology annotation, cellular component: glycosylphosphatidylinositol-N-acetylglucosaminyltransferase (GPI-GnT) complex. Bases 1 to 894 code for a protein of 297 amino acids. The record is from RefSeq and is a predicted model, not a curated record. Lineage: Eukaryota; Fungi; Ascomycota; Eurotiomycetes; Chaetothyriales; Herpotrichiellaceae.
AUGUUCACCCGCACCACGCAAUAUCUCGAAGUCUACCUCCCCUCGCCAACCACCGUAUCAUUCACAGUCACAACACGCCGCCCUCGCCAUCAGAUCUCGACCUCGACAUCGACAGGACCAGCAGCAAAAACAUCCAAGUCUGUUAGAUUGAAGCUGAAGCUGAAGCAGAGUCUCCAAUUCGUCGGCCGCAACAUCUUGACUCUGACUGUGCUACGACACACGAUUCGCAUCUUAUUAGUCUCCUACGCGAUCCUGCUCAAUGUCGCUAAGGCUCAACAACGUUACCACCACUACGACCUCCACCAUCACCAACAGCAGCAGCAGCAGUAUGGCCGAGGGUACUAUUACUACUACCACAACCACCAGGGACAGGAGCAGUCAAUUGUCGGGCGGACCAGCAGUGCCGCGUUGGAGAAAUACGCAGAUGUUGCGCUCCAGCUAAGUUUCGGCGGCGGGCUGGUCAGAACGCUGGCUGAGGGGCUGGAAUGGUGGAUCUUGGGACCGCUCAGUUUGGUCGUGGUGUAUUUGUGCUUGAGGAGGGAUUAUGGUGAAGAAUCACUCCUCGUCCUCCAAGGCCUGGGGAUCCAAACAUCAACCAGUUCGCGGUAUUUUUUCUUGGGCGCGACCACGACGUUCAUCCCCACCACGCAGAUCCAGGAUAUCGUCAUCCACGAGGCCUUCAAGGGGCUCGAAGUCCGGUUCUAUCUUGCCGUCAUUGUCGAGGGGGCGACGCAGGUGGUUGUGGUUUUUCCGCCGAGUGACUCAAAAUUGCAAGACGGCUCGCUGACUGAGAUUGAAUUCGGUUUCUACAUGCAGACCCUCCUCCCCAGACGCGAUAUCCUCGAGGAAGUCUGGCGUGGUGCUCGGAAAUGCUUGUAUUCGGGGAUUCGUUGA